Molecule: messenger RNA, 1496 nt
Organism: Podarcis lilfordi (Lilford's wall lizard)
Lineage: Eukaryota; Metazoa; Chordata; Lepidosauria; Squamata; Lacertidae
Source: the annotation of a GenBank genome assembly
AUGCAGCCAGAAAGGAGCAAUGAAGUGGCCCCGCUCCAGCACAAGGAACAGCCUGUGGCCAGUGGCGGAGGAAGCCAGAACAUCAAAGAAGACGGGCACCCAGAGGAGGGGCGAUCUGCCCACCGUGAUGGGGGGAUUCGCCCUUCUAGGGGUGCCAUCGGGGGUGCCCAAUGCUCUAGGAGGUGCCAUCGCCUCAGAAAGAACAGAAAAGUGGCCCCACUGCAGCGCGAGAAGAAGCUUAUGCCUCCAGGUGAGGAAGUUCCCCCCGUGCCAUUUUUGGAAGGGCAGGAAUAGGCUAGGGUGGCAGCUCAGGGUAUAGGAUUUGUGGGGGAGGGGAAGCUAGUAAGAAAAAGCCAAAAGAGCCAGACUGUUGGAUCCGACCCAAGGUUCAUCUGGUCCAGCAUCUGGAAACCCACCCCAGUGGCCAGCCACUUUUGUGGGGUUGAUGAAGAUGCUAUUGACAGAGAGAGGAGAGGAAGCAUUUCUAGUGGAAGCUGGAGGCAGAGGCAGCUGGUAGGACAGGGCAGGGGGACAGUGGUCAGCUAGAGGGCCACAUUCUCUUGUGAGCCUCAUUCGGGGGGCUGCAGGCCAAGACUGGCCCCCAAGGCCUGGGGUUUGCCACCCCUGUAGUAGGAGUGUAGAAGCAGAUGAACCAAGCAGAAGAUUAUUAGAAUAAUCUUUGAAGCUGCAAAGGGACGAACUAACCUGUCCCCAUGUCCUUCUCUUGUUGCAGUUGUGCUGAAGCUCUUCGAGACUCUUCCGAAGCCUGAGGUUAGUACUGGGGGGAACAAGAGGAGGGACUGGAUCCCCCAGACCCUCUGCCCGCUGACUGUGGUCUUUGUUCCCAGUUCUGCAGUCUCUGAAUACUUCCACCCCCACCCUCCAAAAGGCUUCCAAAGCAAAUAAUGCAACGAAUGUGGCAUGGGUUCUUGGGGUGUCAGGAUGAUGCCAGAGGCAUGUCCUGCCCUCUUCCCUGGUGCUGCCCUUCCACCUCUGCCCAGGAGGCUGCAGGGCCCAUGGAGGUCCUCUGGGGCAAGGGAUUGGGCCCAAGCCUGAGGGAGGCCAGUCUUUCCUGGUUUGGGCCUGCUUGUGGGCUUCCUUGCACCCAUCAAUGGUGGGUUUUGUAGUGUCACAAAAUGCAUGUGAUCCAGCUUUCUCUUUCCUCUGCAGAAGGCAAUGGCCCAACGACACCAGUCCCGUAUUCAGCCAGCACCUGAAGAAGGUAAACGAAUCUCCACACCUUGGGGACUUUUCACUUAGUAGCCUUAUGGUUCGUGCCCGAGAAAGACCUCCCAGGCCUUCUUGCUGUGCUUUGCAGGCCUUUUUCACUCCCCCUUCAGAAGGCAGGGCCCUGACUGACUCCAGCUACAAAAGCUGAGGUGGCUGAACCCUUGGGUUUGGGUAUAGUUUGGCAGGCGUUGUUGAGAGAGGCUGUUAAUUCAGUCUCUCUUUUUCAUUCUCUUCCAGAGGACAUCACUGUAGAAGAUAUAGAAUGA